Messenger RNA from Vigna radiata var. radiata (mung bean), 1207 nucleotides. Its product is annotated as polyubiquitin-like. The transcript has 3 exons. The record is from RefSeq and is a predicted model, not a curated record. Gene Ontology annotation, cellular component: nucleus; cytoplasm. Bases 125 to 1069 code for a protein of 314 amino acids. Gene Ontology annotation, biological process: protein ubiquitination; modification-dependent protein catabolic process. Lineage: Eukaryota; Viridiplantae; Streptophyta; Magnoliopsida; Fabales; Fabaceae. Gene Ontology annotation, molecular function: ubiquitin protein ligase binding; protein tag activity.
CUCUCACAAAAAAGCUAUAAAUUAUAACCCUCCCUCUAAUAUUUGAUUCAUCGCUCUAUCAUCGGUUUGCAGUUCCCAAUUCUUGAUCUCGCACAUCUUUGAUAGCUUUUUUGAUCCUCUCAAGAUGCAGAUAUUCGUGAAAACUUUGACCGGCAAAACCAUCACCCUUGAGGUUGAAUCCUCCGACACCAUUGAUAACGUGAAAGCCAAGAUUCAAGACAAGGAGGGUAUCCCACCUGACCAGCAGAGACUUAUCUUUGCGGGUAAGCAACUCGAGGAUGGUCGCACUCUUGCGGAUUACAACAUCCAAAAGGAAUCCACUCUGCACCUCGUGCUUCGCCUCAGAGGUGGCAUGCAAAUCUUUGUCAAGACUUUGAGCAUGCAAAUCUUUGUCAAGACUUUGACUGGGAAGACCAUAACCUUAGAGGUGGAGAGUUCAGAUACCAUUGAUAAUGUGAAAGCCAAGAUUCAGGAUAAGGAGGGUAUCCCCCCAGACCAGCAGAGGCUUAUCUUUGCCGGGAAACAGCUUGAAGAUGGAAGAACCCUUGCGGAUUACAACAUACAGAAAGAAUCUACCCUGCACUUGGUUUUGAGGCUUCGUGGUGGAAUGCAAAUUUUUGUAAAGACGUUGACAGGAAAGACCAUUACUUUGGAAGUUGAAAGCUCUGAUACCAUUGAUAAUGUCAAGGCAAAGAUCCAGGACAAAGAGGGAAUUCCACCAGACCAGCAAAGGCUUAUCUUUGCUGGGAAGCAGCUGGAAGAUGGGCGAACCCUUGCUGAUUAUAACAUCCAGAAGGAAUCUACUCUGCACUUGGUGUUGAGGCUUCGUGGUGGAAUGCAGAUAUUUGUGAAGACUCUGACAGGGAAGACCAUUACCUUGGAGGUAGAGAGCUCUGAUACAAUUGAUAAUGUGAAAGCAAAAAUUCAAGACAAGGAGGGCAUUCCACCAGAUCAGCAGAGGCUUAUUUUUGCUGGGAAACAAUUGGAAGAUGGUCGCACCUUGGCAGACUACAACAUUCAGAAGGAGUCCACCCUCCACCUUGUCCUUCGCCUUCGCGGUGGCUUCUAAGUUUUUCACUUCUCACCAACUGUUGUUUCGUUGUACUUUUGAUCAGUAGAUCGUGUGUGUACUGCUGUUAUGUUUUUAAACUGAUCCCCUGAACUCGUGUGUUCUUCAAAUCAAAUAAAAAAUAUCUUUCUCGUAUCA